Molecule: messenger RNA, 3441 nt
Organism: Neltuma alba
Lineage: Eukaryota; Viridiplantae; Streptophyta; Magnoliopsida; Fabales; Fabaceae
Product: receptor-like protein kinase 7
Exons: 3
Coding region: 295-3207 (970 amino acids)
Biological process (GO): protein phosphorylation
Molecular function (GO): ATP binding; protein kinase activity; receptor serine/threonine kinase binding
Source: RefSeq, a predicted model, not a curated record
CUUCGCAGGCCAACCACCGCCCCUUUGUCCCCUUAACUUGCGUACUCUUCCUUCCUUCUUCUCGUCAUCAGCACGUGAUCCAAUCUUCUUCUUCUUCGUUGUCUCAGAAUCUCUCCGGUCUCCACGUUUCAUUUCAAUCUUUCCAAUUUCCAAUCCUUUCUUGUGUUUACUUACUCGUGGUGGACUUUUCAAAUCCCAAGUCUUGCUCUUGUUCUCUCUCUCUUCACUCUUUUCCAUUCUCACCCAAACCCACUAAAAUUCAACCACUUCUUUGUUAUUUCCUUCGUCGCCGGCAUGUUCGCUGGAGAUAUUUCCCGGCAAUGUCCGUCACACAUGAUUUUGUUUACUCUUUUUGUUCUCUGCCUGGCUGGUUUGUCCCUGUCGGAUGAGCUUCAGAUGCUCAUUAAGUUCAAGUCCUCUGUUCGAACUUCAAAUGCCGAUGAUGUUUUUGGUUCCUGGACCGAAGCCAAUUCUGUCUGCAACUUCACUGGGAUUAUCUGCAAUUCCAAUGGACUCGUUUCAGAAAUCAAUCUCGCCGGAAAAAGUCUCGGAGGUACUAUUCGGUUUGAUUCACUUUGCGGGCUUCAGUCGUUACAGAAAUUAUCUCUGGGGUCGAAUUCCUUUCACGGAAGCAUCAGUGAGGACCUGAGGAAGUGCAGUAAUUUGAAGUAUUUGGAUUUGGGCGGGAAUUCUUUUUCUGGGGUAAUGCCCGAGUUCUCUAACUUGAUCAAGCUUACCUACUUGAACUUGAAUGCUAGUGGAAUUUCUGGGGUAUUUCCGUGGAAAUCAUUGGAAAAUCUAACUAGUCUUGGAUUCUUAAGCCUUGGCGAUAAUAAAUUUGAAAAAAGUCCUUUUCCUGUGGAGGUAUUGAAGCUUGAGAAAUUGUAUUGGCUUUACCUCACAAAUUGCAGCAUCACUGGGAAAAUCCCAGUGGGUAUUGGGAAUCUGACUCAGCUUGAGAAUCUUGAGCUUUCUGCUAACCUUUUGACAGGUGAAAUCCCAAGUGAUAUUGGAAAGCUUCAGAAACUGAGACAAAUUGAGCUAUACGACAACUACUUGACUGGGAAAAUCCCAAUAGGAUUUCGUGAUCUUACAAGUCUUGUGUACUUGGAUGUUUCUAAUAAUCAGCUUGAAGGUGAUAUUUCUGAGCUACGGUUCUUGACGAACUUAGCUUCUCUUCAGCUUUUUCAGAACCGAUUCUCUGGAGGAAUUCCAACUGAGUUUGGAGAUCUCAAAAGCCUCAUUGAAUUUUCUCUUUAUGCAAAUAAUUUUACUGGUCCUCUCCCUCAAAAGCUUGGAUCCCGGGCUGGCUUACAAUAUAUUGAUGUUUCUGAUAACUCUCUUUCUGGUCCUAUUCCCCCUGACAUGUGUAGGAACAACAACAUGACCGAGCUAGCUAUGUUAAACAAUAGCUUCACUGGAAGUAUACCUGAAACAUAUGUGAAUUGUUCGGCUAUGGUUCGUUUUCUUGUUAACAGAAACUCGCUUUCUGGUCGUAUUCCUUCGGGUUUAUGGGGCCUGCCAAAUAUGGAAAUAAUUGACCUUUCAAUGAACCAGUUUGAAGGUCCAGUGGCAUCUGAUAUUGCUGAAGCAAAAUCUCUUGCACAGCUAUUUUUAUCUGACAAUAAGUUCUCAGGUCAGCUACCCUCGGGAAUCUCAGAAGCUUCUUCAUUGGUAUCAAUUAAGCUGAGUUCAAAUCAAUUCUCUGGUAAAAUUCCUGAUACUAUAGGAAACUUGGAGAAAUUGGGUAGUCUUAAGUUGGACGGAAACAAUUUUUCUGGCUCUAUACCGGAAUCUUUAAGUUCUUGUAUUUCUCUUAGUGAAAUAAACAUUGCUGGUAACUCGCUUUCUGGGGAAAUCCCUACGAGUCUUGGCUCUCUGCCUACCCUCAAUUCAUUAAACUUGUCAUCCAAUAGACUUUCUGGAGAAAUUCCGUCGAGCUUGUCAUCUCUUAAACUGAGCCUUCUUGAUUUAUCAAACAACAAUUUUUUUGGUCCAGUACCAGAUUCACUCUCUAUUCCAGCAUUCAUAGAUGGGUUAAAGGGAAAUCCUGGCUUAUGCAGUGAGACUUUAGAAAAUUUUAGGCCAUGUUCAUUGGGUAGCACUGGCUCUAGUCGAAUUAGGAACAUUAUACUCUGUUUGGUUGCUGGUAUAAUGGUUCUGCUACUUUCAUUGGCAUGUAUAUUCUUCCUGAAACUCAAGCAGAACAAGUUUGAGGAGAAGCCUUUGAAGACUAAUUCCUGGGAUUUAAAGCAGUACCAUGUGAUAAACUUCAAUGAAAAUGAAGUCAUUGAAGGGAUCAAGGCUGAAAAUGUGAUUGGCAAGGGAGGAUCUGGGAAUGUUUACAAGGUUGUUCUGAAAUGUGGCAAAGAAUUGGCAGUCAAACACAUAUGGAGUUCUAAUCCAGGCGAACCAGGAAGUGGCCGAAGCAGCUCAGCGAUGCUGAAAAGAAGUUGCCGUACCCCAGAGUAUGAUGCAGAGGUGGCUGCUCUAAGCUCCAUAAGGCAUGUGAAUGUGGUGAAGCUCUACUGUAGCAUCACUAGUGAAGAUAGUAGCCUUCUUGUUUAUGAGUUCUUACCGAAUGGGAGUUUGUGGGAUAAACUGCACAAUUGCCAGAAAACUCCUAUGGCUUGGGAGGUUAGGUAUGAAAUUGCAUUGGGAGCAGCUAGAGGAUUGGAGUAUCUGCAUCAUGGGUGUGAUAGGCCAGUUAUACAUAGAGAUGUGAAAUCAAGUAACAUCUUGAUUGAUAAAGAAUGGAAGCCAAGGAUUGCUGACUUCGGGCUUGCCAAGAUUGUGCAAAGAGGAGCAGGCAAUUGGACAAAUGUUGUUGCUGGAACACUUGGAUACAUGGCUCCUGAGUAUGCCUAUUCAUGUAAGGUGACUGAGAAGAGUGAUGUGUACAGUUUUGGAGUAGUUCUAAUGGAGUUGGUGACGGGGAAGAAGCCGAAUGAAUCGGAGUUUGGAGAAAACAAGGACGUAGUCCGCUGGGUAUGCGGCAACAAGAGGACCAUAGAAGACAUGGCUGAACUAGUGGAUUCCACAAUUCCAAAGCAUUUCAAAGAUGAUGCCAUGAAGGUUCUGAGAAUUGCAACACUCUGCACUGUGAAGGUUCCAUACUCAAGACCUUCCAUGAGAAUGGUGGUUCAAAUGCUGGAAGAGGCAGCACCAUCUACUCUGACUGAUGUUGUUGUGACUAAAGAUGGCUAAACUAGUUCCACAAUAAAGGCACUGAUUAGGGGGAAAAUCAUAGUGAGGCUGCAAAGUCAAAGUGUAAAAAAAUUUGAAGUAUCUAGAGGUGAGACUGGGAUAGAGGGUUUGGCUUGUAGAUUGUACUACGUGGACAAUAAUUUUCCUUAUACGUCAGUCUUUCUGACUUUUUCUCUGCGUAAUUGGAAUGGCAGGGUGUGAAUGACACGUGUAAGUGUCUAUAGCUUUUUGAAA